This is a messenger RNA of Cyclocybe aegerita, 1284 nucleotides long. Lineage: Eukaryota; Fungi; Basidiomycota; Agaricomycetes; Agaricales; Hemipholiotaceae. The record is from the annotation of a GenBank genome assembly.
AUGCAAUGGCCAGCACUCAAAUGGAGUCCAGACGACAAAUACGUUGCGCGUAUCACACCCGGGCAGAUGAUCAGCGUCCACGAGCUCCCUUCUAUGUAUCUUCAAGGAAAGAAGAGUCUUAAAAUUGAAGGUGUAGUUGACUUCGAGUGGUGCCCGUUAGGAGAGAAAGACAAAGAAGACGCCAAUCCCACCAAUGGAAAGCCCGCAAAGAAAGCCCGGGAAAACAUGCUGGCAUACUGGACACCCGAAGUCGCUAAUCAGCCUGCUCGUGUCACCUUAAUGGCUUUCCCCAGCCGUACUAUCCUGCGUCAGAAGAAUCUAUUUAAUGUCACGGAGUGCAAGCUCUACUGGCAAAACCAAGGGGACUUCCUCUGUGUCAAAGUCGACCGCCAUACCAAAACAAAGAAAUCGAUCUUCUGCAAUUUGGAAAUAUUCCGAUUACGCGAAAAAGACUACCCAGUAGAGGUUGUUGAGUUGAAAGAUACCGUGAUGGACUUCUCCUGGGAGCCAAAAGGCGAACGUUUCGCCAUUGUUUCGAGUAGCGAUCCGAACCUAGGCAAUCCUGGGCCUGGGAUAACUAUCAAAACGGAUGUCAGCUUCUACCAGCUAGAUCACGGAAAGAAUGAUUUCCGCCUGCUGCGGACGUUGUCCUCACGGACAAGCAAUGCCAUUCGAUGGUCACCACGAGGUCGCCAUGUCGUUCUAGCUACUGUCGGCUCUUCCAGCAAGUCCGAACUUGAGUUCUGGGAUCUCGACUUCAACUCGGACGAUCGGAAAGAGGGUCAAACGGAGUGGGGAACCGGCAUCCAACUUCUCGGUAGUGCAGAUCACUACGGGGUGACUGACGUGGAGUGGGAUCCCAGUGGGAGAUAUCUGGCCACCAGCGCCAGUGCGUGGACUCAUACAUUGGAAAACGGUUAUGCCAUCUGGGACUUCCGUGGACAAGAGCUCGUCAAAAAUAUCCAGGAUCGAUUCAAGCAAUUCAUCUGGAGACCAAGACCACCCACCUUGCUCUCGAAGGAGAAACAAAAGCAAGUUAGACGAAACCUCAAGGAAUACAGCCGUGCUUUCGACGAAGAAGAUGCCGCCGAAGAAAGCAAUGUCAGCGCUGAGCUUAUUGCUCAUCGUAAGCGGUUGGUGGAUGAAUGGAAUGCUUGGCGCCUUCUGCGCAGGAAGGAGCUUGGUGGCGCUGACCGUCCACAAAGCACAGAUGAGAGCAAGGAAGAGAUCGAAGUCUGGAUUGACGAGGUCAUUGAGCAGACUGAAGAGGUGGUCGUCGAGUAG